AUGUCAGAAAAUGCUGUGAGAAGAAAACUAGUAAUAAUUGGUGAUGGUGCUUGUGGCAAGACCUCACUCCUAUAUGUCUUUACCCUAGGCAAGUUUCCUCAGGAAUAUCACCCGACGGUUUUCGAAAAUUACGUGACAGAUUGUCGAGUAGAUGGUAUUAAAGUGACACUAGCACUAUGGGACACAGCGGGACAAGAAGAAUACGAACGUUUGCGACCUUUUUCUUACUCGAAAGCCAACAUAAUACUGAUAGGAUUCGCAGUAGACGAUCCAGAUUCGCUACUCAAUGCACGCACAAAAUGGACGGAAGAGGCACUACGCUACUGUCCAGAUUCACCAAUCAUCCUUGUCGGCCUUAAGAGCGAUCUGCGCCAGACUGGCAACGCUACACGAUUCGUGCGGCGAGAAGAAGCCGAAAAAGUCGCCCAGGCCAUAGGCGCAAAACGUUACAUGGAGUGCAGUGCCCUUGAUGGGACAGGAGUCGACGACGUUUUUGAAGUGGCCACGAGAAACAGUCUGCUGGUGAAUAAAGACCCCGGCCGAGGUUGUUGUUUGGUAUCCUGA
Messenger RNA from Lachancea lanzarotensis, 564 nucleotides. It is a transcript of the gene RHO2, whose product is annotated as LALA0S04e07822g1_1. NCBI's taxonomy places the organism in Eukaryota, Fungi, Ascomycota, Saccharomycetes, Saccharomycetales, Saccharomycetaceae. The transcript has a single exon. Gene Ontology annotation, biological process: small GTPase-mediated signal transduction. The coding region runs from base 1 to 564 and encodes 187 amino acids. Gene Ontology annotation, molecular function: GTPase activity; GTP binding. The record is from RefSeq and is a predicted model, not a curated record.